CGGUAGGCUAAUGAACAGUCCCCGCACUUCACAAAAGGCGUGAAAGCUCAUUAUGGUGAAUGUAACUCUGCUGUUUGUGGUGUGUGUGGUUUUGUGUGUGGUCAGGGUGGGCGCCAGACCCCCAGAAAACCUGCCUCUGGGACCGAUGGAGGCUGAUGACUCAAAAUCAGAGCUGACUAAAUCUCCUCAAGGAAACCUUCACACAGGUUCCAAGAAAAAGCUUAACCGUCUUCCAGGAGUGUGCAGACGUCUGAAGAGAAGGAGAAUAACAAUUCUGUGCAAUGUUGAAAAGUACUGCUCUGCUCUGAGAUACUCUCAGCAUGGCCAUGUCUGCCCCUGCCCUAAAACAUCAAGAUGCACACACUUCUACCUAAAGAGCUUCUAAUCUCCAGAAACGAAGACAAGAUGAAUAACAGUGACAGCCAUUUAAGAUGAAUAUAGACAUACAGUCUACACUAUUCAGCCAUUACAUUAAUACUAACCGCCUAAUAUUUUCUAAGCCCCUCUGCUGCAAAUGCAGCUCACUCAGUGAGGCAUGGACUCCAGUAGACCUUCUGAGGGUGUUCUGUGGUAUCUGGCACCAAGACCAAUGUUAGCAGCAGAUGAAAGUCCUGCGAGCUGUGGGGUGGAGCCGGCGUGAGCAUUAAUGAGCCUUGGGCACCCAUGACCAUGUGCUGAUUCACUGGUUUCCUUUCCCUGGACACUACAUAACCUGUGAACACCAGUGGCUCAACAGCUUAAUGAUUUCAGAACACUUUAAAUCAAGUCAAUGACUGGAAAUCCAUUUUUUUCUGAUUAAACAAAGUAUGUAAAAUAAAUAAAUAAAAAAUAUAUAAUAAAUAAGGAAUACU
Molecule: messenger RNA, 851 nt
Organism: Astyanax mexicanus (Mexican tetra)
Lineage: Eukaryota; Metazoa; Chordata; Actinopteri; Characiformes; Acestrorhamphidae
Exons: 3
Coding region: 53-385 (110 amino acids)
Biological process (GO): negative regulation of appetite; adult feeding behavior; G protein-coupled receptor signaling pathway
Molecular function (GO): neuropeptide hormone activity
Source: RefSeq, a predicted model, not a curated record